AUGUGCAGCUAUAUAACUGAUGUUACUGGCAUGCUCUCGGAUAUCAUUGAGACUAGGGACUCCAUCAUCACCAUCACCAUGCGAAAGUAUCUGGCAGAAAAGUUUAGGCCAGUCUUCGCCAUGCUUCACCACCUUGAAGGUGUUUCUAAUCAAUCCUUUAAUCCGAAACAAGGGGGAGAAAGUGUGGCUGGUGGAUUAAAAAAAGAAGGACCUACAGCUCAUGUCAAGCCUAUUGUCAAGAACGAACCCAAAGGCGAGGAAAAGCUGUUCUGUGACGACCAAAUUAUUGAUAAUGAAGAUGAAGAGGAGCCUACUGAAGAAAAAGUGAAAAGACGAAAAGUUCGUGAAGCUGAACUGGAUGAGCACCAAUGA
Molecule: messenger RNA, 372 nt
Organism: Lactuca virosa
Lineage: Eukaryota; Viridiplantae; Streptophyta; Magnoliopsida; Asterales; Asteraceae
Source: the annotation of a GenBank genome assembly